This is a messenger RNA of Colias croceus (clouded yellow), 1817 nucleotides long. Its product is annotated as CDK5 and ABL1 enzyme substrate 2. The record is from RefSeq and is a predicted model, not a curated record. Gene Ontology annotation, biological process: regulation of cell cycle. The transcript has 9 exons. Lineage: Eukaryota; Metazoa; Arthropoda; Insecta; Lepidoptera; Pieridae. The coding region runs from base 112 to 1725 and encodes 537 amino acids.
UCCAGUUCAUAAUUAUUCUAUGAUUGUUACAUUUUUUCGCAAUGAUUAAUUAAAAAUAGUUUAUCCUAUAAUUUAAGUUUGUUCAAAUAAACAUAAAAGCUGAAUUAAAAAAUGUCUCAUAACAGAAAUAAGUACGAAAAAGCUAGAAGACGAUUAGCUGCUGUUACUUUUCUUUCUAACAUUUCCCUCGAUGGCUCAUUUAAGGAUACUGAGCUCUGCCAGAUUUUAGACAAGACGUCUAAAACUGAUAAAUGUGAUUCUGCAUCUAAGGUAAAGAAUGUUGCGAAUCAUAAUGAAAAAGAUGUUACGCGCCACAAAAUCAAAACCAAAAUGCCGCAAUGCAGCCCUUUGCAUAGAAUAGGAAGUGAUAACCAUUCAUUGAAUUCAGAUUCAGAGUUUGCACACAUGACCCCCGUAAAGAAUGCUUGUAAUAAUUCGUUUAGAGAAAGGUGUUCUUCUGGAAACGCUGAGUUGUAUAAGGAUAGGCACCCAUCACUUCGCAUCCGAAAAACCUGCACACAAGAAGAGAAAAGUAGUGCAGAGAGUUUGAAUUUUGGUAACAUUUUUAUACAGUGUCGUCUUAGAACCAGUAGCACUUGUAUUCCAGAAAACCAGACUUAUACCAAGGAGUUCAAGCUGUUUCGUGGAUCUAAGGGAGUAUCAUUCAAAGACGAAAGACUUGCAUUUACACCUUCACAAGGAGUUCCAUGUGCUUUAUUCAGCACAAUACCUUAUUCAAAGACUACUAGAUGUGCAAGAUCUGACUUGAGGAAAGAUGGAGUCAGACGAAGAAAUACAUCUGGCCCAAGACCACUUUCUGCUAUAACUGAUAAUGGUGUGGAUCCAUUUGACUUACUAGGAUUGGAACGUGAGGAACAUGGACAAGAUAUAUCAUAUUCCAAACUCUUGGUACCUUCAAGAAUAUGCACAAGGGAACAGUAUAGGAAAAUGUAUGAAGCAGAUUUUACUGAUAAGGCCUCAUGGAAACUACUCAAUCGGCACCCUCAUGUAAUAGCUAGGACUAAGUUAUUGACGAGGCACAAGGAUAAAAAAUGGUGUUUCUCAUAUGAAUCGGCUCAAAGAAGCACAAUAGCGUCAUCUCCUCCACAUUCGUCGAUUGAAAACAAAACCUUCGAUUGGGAUGAAGAGGCCCUUUUAGCACAAAAAUAUGGAAGUGCAAAGGCUGUGCAUUACUGUCCGAAUGUACUUGACGAUCCUGAAUUAAUAGCGGGGAAGCACAGAACUCUGCUCACCUUCACAUCGUAUAUGACUUCAAUAAUUGAUUAUGUUAGACCACAAGAUUUGAAGAAGGAAUUAAACGACAAAUUCAGGGAAAAAUUCCCGCACAUCAAGUUAACUCUUAGCAAAUUGAGGAGCAUAAAGAAAGAGAUGAGAAAGAUAGCGAAACAUGACAGUGGUGGAAUCGAUUUGCUUUCCGUCGCCCAAGCAUACGUUUAUUUCGAAAAAUUGAUAUUAGCAAAUCUUAUAAAUAAGGACAAUAGGAAAUUGUGCGCUGGCGCCUGUUUGUUGUUGUCGGCGAAACUUAACGACGUUAAGGGUGAAAUGCUUAAAGCACUUAUAGAGCGUAUCGAAACAACAUUCAGAGUGAACAGGAAAGACCUAAUGAAGUUCGAGUUCGCGGUGCUUGUGGCGCUCGAGUUCGGUCUCCACGUGCCCCCGUACGAGGUGUUCCCGCACUACCAGCGGCUGUUGCACGACUCGUGACCUUGGCGCCGGCUGGCCUGCGAGCCCUGUCUGCGCACGUACCACCGCAGGCGAGCCAGUAUUGUAGACAACUUGCGGGCUAAUGCUUGGAU